Messenger RNA from Trichomonas vaginalis G3, 1339 nucleotides. RefSeq lists its product as uncharacterized. The transcript has a single exon. The annotation marks the transcript as partial. The record is from RefSeq and is a predicted model, not a curated record. NCBI's taxonomy places the organism in Eukaryota, Parabasalia, Trichomonadida, Trichomonadidae.
AUGUUUUAUUUUGUUGUCAACGCAUCUAUCAAGAAUAUCAAUAAAUUUCCAUUAUCGGAAUAUAUUGAAGAGAUGAACAAGUAUUUAUCAACCAUAACUGAUCCACAUCCAUUCUACGUUGCAUCUCUCAUUGACUGGGUUAAGCAGAAUCAAAUAGAAAACCCACAAUUAGUUACAUCAAAUUUUAUCGACGCUCUUGACUACAUGCAGAAGAUAUUGAACGAAUACCCUACACUACGUGACAAUGAGAUGCUUUCGGAGAUCUCAGGACCUCUUACUCCCUUCCUUAUGAACUUAGAUCCUCUUCCUCUACUUUUUCUUAGCAAAAUCGCACCAUGCUUCGACGAAGACCUGUUUAAACCACUUGUACAGUUCAUAUUCAAAGGUUUUUCCAAGAUUGAAGACGAAGAACUCGUAAAUUUGAAAUUUAAUUUCGAAGAUUUACCGAAAACAUCAGUUUUUCUUGAUAUGAAAGAAGAAGUCACACGAUUUCAACCAUCAUCAACAGCAUUCGAUAAGAUUUUUGACUACAAAUACCCAAAUAUUGACAAAUUACCUGCAAUUUCAACUUUGAUUCCGAAACCAAAGCUAAACAUAUUAAAAAUUGUUGGAUUAAUCGCAAACAACUUACAGAACUGUUCAAUUCCUUGUAUCAUCCAAACAUUUGAGAAAAUAAACGAAAACCAAAAAAUUCCUCAAUAUUUAGAUUUAUGUCUUUUUCUAACAAUUGUUUCAAGUUCAAUAAAUUUCAAUAGUUUACAAAAUCAAAAUUCAAUGGUCUCUCAAAAUUCAAUGAUUUCUCAAAAUUUGAAUAGUUUACAAAAUGUAAGUUCACAAAAUAUUUAUAAGUCAUUAAUAGAUACAAUUAUAUUUAAUCCGUCGAUUACUAUUUUUGAAACCAAUUUAAAUGAAUCAAUUAAUAAUUUAUUACUUGUUAGAUCAUUUUGUAUCAAAAGCAUCUUUAAAUAUCCAAAUUUGAUUGCAGAAUUAUUUGAUAGAAAUGUCAAAUAUCCGGAAAUGUUUUGUGAAUUAGUUUUACGAUUAAAAGAAAGUAUUUCCGAAGUUUCCGAUGAAGCGUUUAUUAGUUCCAAACUAAUGCAUUCAUUUUCCACAUCUAUGAGGUAUUCAAUACACAAUGCAUUUAAAGACAAUCAACGCAUCAUUUGCGAGAAAAAUGUAUGUAGUAUAUUUACUUUUUUAAAGGAAUUAGAAAAACAAAAAGUCAACAAUCCGAAUAUAAUAAAAAGUUGGCUUUCUAAUGAAGAGUUUAUCUUCAAUUUCAUUGAUUGCACUAAUUGUCAUUUCAGGAGAUUGUUUGUUUUCAAUGUUUUUAGAAUGA